Molecule: messenger RNA, 2908 nt
Organism: Struthio camelus australis
Lineage: Eukaryota; Metazoa; Chordata; Aves; Struthioniformes; Struthionidae
Source: RefSeq, a predicted model, not a curated record
GUGGUGUCAGAGGAGGAGCAGCGGGACAGCGGGAGCGAGCAGCGGGGCGACGAGGAUGACAUCCCCCUGGGGCCCCAGUCUAACAUCAGCCUCUUGGAUCAGCACCAGCACCUCAAAGAGAAGGCGGAAGCUCGGAAGGAGUCAGCCAAGGAGAAGCAGCUGAAGGAGGAAGAGAAGAUCCUGGAGAGUGUGGCACAGGGACGAGCUUUGAUGUCAGUGAAGGAGAUGGCAAAGGGCAUCACGUAUGAUGAUCCCAUUAAAACCAGCUGGAGAGCACCUCGUUACAUCCUGGGCAUGUCAGAAGCACGACAUGAUCGCGUGCGCAAGAAGUACCACAUCCUUGUGGAGGGAGAGGGCAUCCCCCCUCCCAUCAAGAGCUUCAAGGAGAUGAAGUUUCCAGCAGCUAUCCUCAGGGGCCUGAAGAAAAAAGGAAUCCAGCAGCCAACACCCAUACAGAUCCAAGGCAUCCCCACCAUCCUCUCAGGAAGGGAUAUGAUUGGCAUUGCGUUCACUGGCUCUGGGAAGACCUUGGUGUUCACCCUUCCCGUUAUCAUGUUCUGCCUGGAACAGGAGAAGAGACUGCCAUUUUCCAAACGAGAGGGCCCCUAUGGACUCAUCAUCUGUCCCUCUCGAGAGCUGGCCCGGCAGACCCACGGCAUCAUAGAAUAUUACUGCCGCCUGCUGCAGGAGGACGGGCUGCCCCCGCUGCGCUGUGCCCUCUGCAUUGGGGGCAUGUCUGUCAAGGAGCAGAUGGAGACGAUCAAACAUGGUGUACAUAUGAUGGUGGCAACCCCUGGCCGCCUCAUGGACUUGCUGCAGAAGAAGAUGGUGAGCUUGGACAUCUGCCGGUACUUGGCCUUGGAUGAGGCUGACAGGAUGAUCGAUAUGGGCUUUGAGGGAGACAUCCGUACCAUCUUCUCCUAUUUCAAGGGCCAGCGGCAGACCCUUCUCUUCAGUGCCACAAUGCCCAAGAAGAUCCAGAACUUUGCCAAGAGCGCCCUAGUGAAGCCCAUCACUAUCAACGUUGGGCGAGCAGGUGCUGCCAGCCUGGAUGUUGUGCAGGAAGUGGAGUAUGUGAAGGAGGAGGCGAAGAUGGUGUACCUGCUCGAGUGCCUGCAGAAGACCCCACCACCUGUGCUGAUCUUUGCGGAGAAGAAGGCAGAUGUUGAUGCAAUCCAUGAGUACCUGCUGCUCAAGGGUGUGGAAGCUGUGGCCAUCCAUGGAGGGAAAGAUCAGGAGGAGCGGACAAAAGCCAUCGAGGCCUUCCGGGAUGGGAAGAAGGAUGUCCUGGUUGCCACUGACGUAGCUUCCAAAGGCCUGGACUUCCCAGCUAUCCAGCAUGUCAUCAACUAUGACAUGCCAGAGGAGAUUGAGAACUACGUUCACCGUAUUGGGCGUACAGGCCGCUCAGGCAACACUGGCAUUGCUACCACCUUCAUCAACAAGGCCUGUGAUGAGUCAGUGCUCAUGGACCUGAAGGCUCUGCUCUUGGAGGCGAAGCAGAAGGUGCCUCCUGUGCUCCAGGUGUUGCACUGUGGGGAUGAGACCAUGCUGGACAUCGGAGAUGAACGGGGCUGUGCCUUCUGCGGUGGCCUGGGCCAUCGCAUCACUGACUGCCCCAAGCUGGAGGCGAUGCAGACGAAGCAAGUCAGCAACAUCGGCCGCAAAGACUACCUGGCUCACAGCUCCAUGGACUUCUAGCCUGGGGAUGCUGCUGCCCAGUGCUGCCUCCACCGAGGCUGGGAGAGAGGGCCGAGCUUUGACUCUCUUUGGGCAAACAGCGCUGUCCCCCCUGCAGCUGCCCUCAUUUCCCAAAGCCCAGACCAGCCCGGACUGCAGGCCUGUCCUGCACCGCUGUGGCUCCUUUUCAAAGCAUUUGGGCACUGGGGACUGUUGCCCGCUCAGCCUGCUGAAGCUCCUGCUCUAGGAGGAAAUGUGAGGAGCUGUGCUGCAACAGCCCAUUACAUCAGCGGCAUGUUGAUGUGAAGCAUUGGGCAAGCGGGUAGUGGUGCCUGUGGGGUGGCUGCUCUGUGGCCAGCUGUCUGCAGCCCCUACUCAGCUUCCCCGUGGUGGCAUGGCUGGGGUCUGGCAUUGCUCUCCUCCAAAGCCCCUGGAUUCCUCUGGGACUGUUCCCCCGCAGCUCGUGUUGUGCACUCUCAGCUGGUGGCUGCCUCCUUUCUGCUGUGCUCUGACCAGGGCAGUUUCUGUUACCCGCAACUGUGCCCUGAUGCAGCCAGGGCAGGGCAGAGCAUGCUGUGCUCAUGUCAGGCAGGCCCCUAGGAGCUUCCUUUGCUCUUGCUGCAUGUGUUCUGCCCCACUGCCCUCCUGUGAGGGGGAGGGAGGAUGGACACCUCCUGUGGCCCAGCCUGCCCCUCAUCCCACACAGCAAAAAGGGGAAGUCGCUGAGAAAAGGAAGUCUGCCCCAUUUAGUUGCUUCAGCUGCAGCAGUCACACUUCUCUGCUGCUGAUGGUCUGAGUCCCAGAUCCUUGCACUGGCUGCCAGGGCAGUGCUGUGCCCAUGGAGAGACCUGUGAAGGAUGGGAUCCUCUAUGUGCAACACAGCAAAUUUGGAAAGGUAAAAGGUGGAGGGUGGGUUUGGGGUGGGUUGUAGAGCUCUGUCUUGCCCUGUUCUGCCUUGAUGCUAGACCCUGGGGGAGGCCCUGACCGGAUGGGGAAUACUGGGUCCUCCACAGCUUCGGCAGGGGAACGACAGAGCCAGACCCCUUGGGUAGGGCAGAGAGGGCCCUGGCCUCUGUAGCUGUAACGGAGUGGGGCAAGGUGGCUCUCCCCACAGCUGAGGGGACUCCCCCGAGCAGGCCUCUGCUCACACUGACCCCCAUGUACAGGGUCUGUCCCCUUGCCUGAUCGCCACGCGAUUCGCGAUGAAACAAUAAACGUGUGUUAAUGA